Ilex paraguariensis (yerba mate) is the source of this 3170-nucleotide messenger RNA. The record is from the annotation of a GenBank genome assembly. NCBI's taxonomy places the organism in Eukaryota, Viridiplantae, Streptophyta, Magnoliopsida, Aquifoliales, Aquifoliaceae.
UUCGUCUUAGCCCGAAAGACUUUUGAAUGCGAGGAAGACGCAAAGUUCUUCCGAGACAAAAGAAAGCCAACAGGAUGCUUCCCAGUGGACGAUAAUGGCAACCACUGUUAAAUAGCUAGCUUCUUGAACGCCCAAACGUCUCUCUCUCUCUCUCUCACCAUUCGCCACCAUUUUCCUUAAUUUGAUCUAAUUGUGAACCAUUCCAACAAGCUCAUGGAAGAAGAAUAAGGCGGUGACAUGGCGCAAGUCGCAGCAGCAAUAGACUAUAUUCGUGAGAAUCGGGAUAAUUUUAUGCUCGAAUCAAAGCACACGAAAAUAUGUGAACCAAUAGUUAGAAAACUGGAUCAGGUGCUUGUUAUUCUGGAAAGACGAAUCGAACGGCGACGAGCAAAGACUUUUGCGAAUGAGGCGCUCCGACUCACCAAAAAUGCGGUUGAUCUCUGGCGUCCGUUUUAUUACAAAAAAAGGGGAGAUGAACUUGAGCCGUCUGAAAUAAGCGCAUUCAUCAAGGUUUUUGAGCUCAUUGAGAAACAGUUCGCAGAGCUCAUCAGAAGGGAAACUGGAAUUGGUCCACCUAUCGGAGAAGAUCAUGGACGAGUUGUCGCCUUAGAGGAAGAUGUGCAGCUAGUCACUUCACGCUUGAUCUCAAGGAAGAUGGUUCAUGAGAUGGUAGCAAUCGUUGGACGAGGAGGAAUCGGGAAAACAACUCUUGCCCGAAAGGUCUAUGACAGUGCGGUUGUCCGCAAGAGUUUUGAUUGCCACGCCUGGGUGACUUGUCCUGAGAAUUUACAUCGCACAAAUUUUCAGGUCAAUAUAGCGGUGCAAGUUAUGCCGUCGAAAAAAUUGAAAAAUGCAGAGUCCAUGAAGAAACUGUUAGCCAGAUUCUUGGAAAGUAGGAGGUAUCUCAUAGUUUUUGAUGGCAUACAGACACCUCAAGAUUGGAAUAUCGUUCAAGAACUACUGCUGGCAGGAUGCAAAGGUAGUAGAAUCAUUACCAUUACUAGCAGAAGGGACAUAGUACAUGAUGGUCCAGAUUGUUUUGUUCUUGAAAAGAGGCCAUUAAGUGAUGAAGAGGGUUGGGAGUUAUUAAAUGCACGGGUAGGUUUUAGUAUCCCAACGGAGUUGGAAGAAAUUGGGAGAGGAAUUGUGAUGAAGUGCACGGGCUUGCCUUUGGCAAUUUGUAAAGUGGGAGACGAAUUGUCAAAGAAAGAAGCCGCCCAGGAUCAGUGGUAUAUGGUACUACAACAGAUUAAUCAAGACCAAUUAUUGUUGUACGAUAGCUUAGACAUGGCUGCCGAUGCACUACCCUUCAAUUUUAAGCAAUGCCUUCUCUAUUUUGGACAUUUCCAUGAAGACUAUGAAGUUCCAGUAAGAAGACUGAUUGCAUGUUGGGUUGCCGAGGGAUUGUUGCAGAAAAUAAUAGAUGUAACAGAAACCCCAGAACAUGCUGCUGAGAAGCUUCUAAUGGUGUUGGUACAACAAAACUUGAUCAUGGUGGCAAAACGGAAGCUCAAUGGCAAACCGAAAACAUGUCGCAUGCACUAUCUCUUGAGGGAUAAUUGGUUGUCAAAAGCUAAGGAAGCAAACUCUCGUCCUGUCAAUAGCAAAACAGUUGCCUAUGAGCCUUCCCGUGGCAAAGGUAUGAUCCUCCGACUUGCUGAUCAUCUUAACAAGAAGGAUGACUCCUUCCCACACAUUCAUGGCAACAAUACCAUAAGUAGUUCUUCUUUCAAAAAAAAUUAUUUUGAUCUCUGUUCCUUUGUAUCAUUUGAUUUUCGGGAAGGGCCUCUACCUGGAGAAGAAUUAGGCAACUUUUUUCGUAAAUGCAUUGCGGUGGGAUGCUUUAAGAAGCUACGAGUAGUUGAUCUUGAAGGUGUAUUUCGGCCUAAAUUACCCGACUCCAUCGGGAAACUGACUCACCUAAGGUAUUUGGGCUUGAGAUGGACUUAUUUACAAACACUUCCUUCAUCAAUUGGGAAGUUAUUGAACCUUCAAACAUUGGAUUUAAAGCGCACAUAUAUCAGCAACCUUCCCGUUUCCCUAUGGAAGAUGCAACAACUACGUCACCUAUACUUGAGCGAAAUUUUUCGUUGCAGAUUCAUGCCUCCACCAAACAACAACACACUAAUUGACAUCCAAACAUUAUGGGGAGCUUAUGUCAAUGAGGAGACCGCUAUCAAAGAAGGAUUGGACCAGUUGAUCAAUCUUAGGAAGCUAGGCCUGGCAUUUCGGUUAACUCUUUUAGAGCAAAAGGCAUUGGCGAAGUGGAUUACAAAAUUGAACCACCUCGAAUCUUUAAGGUUGAGAUCGCUUGAUCAUGAGGCAGCUCAAGCUUCAGACAUAUACUUAGAGCCACUGUCAGACCUCAAGAAGCUUUCGAGCUUGUAUUUGUUUGGAAGGUUAGCGAAUCCAAUUAUCAUGUACAACUUUCCUGAAAGUCUCAUUGAGAUUACCUUGUCAGUGACGGGACUGAUGUAUGAUCCUAUGCCUAAUUUGGAGAAACUUCCAGAUUUAAGGAUCCUAAGGUUAUUUGCAGGCUCCUAUUGUGGGAGAAAAAUGGUUUGCUCUUCUGGAGGCUUCCCUUUUCUUCGCAUCUUGAAACUUUGGGAGCUGGAGGAAUUGGAGGAAUGGACAGUGGAGGAAGGAACUCUACCAAUUCUAAGAGAAGUAGAGAUUCGAUCCUGCAAUAAAUUGGAAAUGAUUCCAGAUGGAAUGAAACACCUGCUUCACUGUUGUGAAUUAAUGAUAACACGUAUGCCGGCAGAAUUUAAAACAAGAAUUAGUGAAAGUCAAGGGCAAGAUUGGCAUAAGAUUGCACAUGUACCUUCCAUCAUCAUGAAAGAUUGAUAUUGCAUAAAAGCUGGCCUUUUCCCUGUGUGAGUCUUUAGCCUUCCAGCUGUUGGCAAAACUUUUCAGCGGAAUGUGAUAUUUCUCUACAUCUCUACAAGGCUUUGGGGCCAGCAUGCACGGAAGAGAUAGAGAAGGAUAUUCAUUCUAGUAUCAACCAUUGGUUCUACUUCUUAAUAUCAUGUGUUUUUUCUCCAGUCAUUAGUUUACUGCUUGAUGUUUUAUGAACACGUCCUAAAUUGCUAUGUUAUCUACAAGAAAUGGCUUCACUCUUGAGUAUGUACUAGUGAAAAAGUGUGUUUCUGACAACUAUUUUUAAUAAA